Colletotrichum costaricense is the source of this 1497-nucleotide messenger RNA. RefSeq names its product YEATS family protein. Gene Ontology annotation, biological process: regulation of DNA-templated transcription. Lineage: Eukaryota; Fungi; Ascomycota; Sordariomycetes; Glomerellales; Glomerellaceae. Bases 1 to 1497 code for a protein of 498 amino acids. The transcript has 3 exons. The record is from RefSeq and is a predicted model, not a curated record.
AUGGCGCCGCCCAGCAGCCUCGGCAAACGCGUAAAGGGUACACAGAUUAAACGACCCUUCAUUUACGGCACGACCGCCCGACCCUUCGACCCCGAAUCCAACCCCAAGCCGGAAGGCGUACCGGCAGAUCACACCCAUUCAUGGGAGGUCUUUGUCAAGGCCAUCGACGAUAUCGACAUCACGUACUGGAUUCGGAGAGUGCAGUUCAAGCUACACGAGUCCAUUCCUAACCACGUUCGCAUGAUCGACGGCGAACCGGGCAAACCGUUCCUUAUCCAAGAAACCGGAUGGGGAGAGUUUGAAAUCACCAUCAAGAUCUACUACGCGACCGAGUCGGGAGAGAAACCUCAGACGCUGUACCACAACCUGCGUCUUCACCCAUACGGACGGACCGACGCCGAGAAGGAGCAGAUGCUGCGACAGAACGACGGCGAGAUCCGCGCUUGGGCCUACGACGAACAGCUUUUCAACGAGCCGUACGAAGCCUUUUACGAAGUGCUCACCUCCGGUGCUCAUCCCAAGGGCCACACAGUUGGCAAAGGAGGCAAAGGCAAGAACAAACCGAUCCCGGCCUUGCCAGAGAAGACAUCAAACGUCCAGGUGGCGUGGGAGCGCAGCGCACUGCUGCCCGCCGUCAACAAGCCUGGCCAGCCGUUCAGUCUCGAGACAGAGCAGAUCGAGGUCAAGAAGCUCAAGGAGGCCGAGACCACGGCCAAGGGAAUGGCCAAGCAGCAGCUGGAGAUUCUCAAGGAGAAGGAGGCCCAGCUGGCUGCGCUAAAAGCAGAGAACGCUGCUGCUGCUACGGCCGAUCAACCCAGGCUGCGAGGCGGCGGCGAUGAUACGGAAGACGAUGAGAUGGACUGUGGCAGCUCGCCCAUCCGCCAUCAACAGGAACCACGCUUUAGAACACCAAGCCCCAGGCGUAACAACAACAUGGAUACCGCCAUGACCGAUGGCGAACAGCAGUGGCCAGCAGAGCCUCCUGGAGCCCCGAGAUGGCAUCGAGAUGAGAAUGAUUAUCGGAAUAGGCCAACGCAGGCGUUAGCGGCUGGCGUCGCGGGCUCGACAAACCCUCAUGUGGAGGUCAACCAUGGUCCUGGGAUUGGCACGUCAGACACCGGACUAGGACAAACAUAUUGUCUCUUCCACUCAAACUACUCCGCGUCGGCGCGCUCCCAGUGUCGACUGGUACCGAACAGUAGCCUCGAAGAGAUGUACAACUGCGGUAGCCAAGUUCAAGAGCCUGCCCCACCGACAAGGGUCGACGCAAUCGCAGACACGAUGUCGAUGCAUUCUCAGACGAGCAGGGACGAGCCAGAUGUACAGAUGUCGGACGAUACUUCGAGUCAGUCUACGAUACUGAGUCCUCCUCCGGCGCCGCCCGGCGUACAGGUGGGAAAGCGGAAAGCAUCACCGGAAGCAGAACUGCCCGAGAAGAAGAGGUCAAAGGACGAGGGUCCGACUGGUGGGCCGGACGGUGGACAGGGCUAUCUCUGA